This is a messenger RNA of Acromyrmex echinatior (Panamanian leafcutter ant), 2601 nucleotides long. RefSeq names its product RNA guanylyltransferase and 5'-phosphatase mRNA capping enzyme (gene mRNA-cap). Gene Ontology annotation, biological process: 7-methylguanosine mRNA capping; dephosphorylation. NCBI's taxonomy places the organism in Eukaryota, Metazoa, Arthropoda, Insecta, Hymenoptera, Formicidae. Gene Ontology annotation, molecular function: mRNA guanylyltransferase activity; mRNA 5'-triphosphate monophosphatase activity; ATP binding. The record is from RefSeq and is a predicted model, not a curated record.
UCAGUCUACGACGUGAAGACGCGCAGUACACGCAAUGGCGGACACCAUGGUUGAUAUCGUUACUUACCGCAUGUUUUGGUGAUAUUCCACAAUUAUGGAUUAAGAUCGCCGGUUUUAAUUCCAAAGUUUUUUCUUCCGGCUUCGGGCCAAGUACAACUUCGUAACGUAGCGAAGGUACGCCGGGAAGUCUCGCCGCGAGACGGACGCUCGAAAGGCGAAGAAGUAGGUUAGACCGCGAAACUUCUGGUUGAGUAACUAUUACCUUUCGUUGACAUCAAGCGAGUCCAAAUGCUGGACUGUUCGUUGAAGAACUCAAAACUACGACGCAUUGCAUAUCUCUUUUUCUACAUCUUUUCUACAUUGUAUGCUUCGUCCUUAACAAGUUGAUCGACCAAAAAUGUCGAGCGAGAACAGAAUUGGUCGUGGAGUUCCACCUCGCUGGCUCGAUUGUCCACGCAAAGCGAUGAGGUUGAUUCAAGGCAAGUUUUUAGCUUUUAAAACGCCUUUGUCUUCGGCCUACGACAGCCAGGUGCCCGAGGGUUGUCGAUUCACUGUAGAUAUGUUCUUCGAAAAUUUGAAAAGUCAGAAACUGAAGAUGGGCUUGUGGAUAGAUUUGACUAACACAUCAAGGUUUUACGAUAAAGAUACCAUAGAGGAUUACAAUUGUAGCUAUGUGAAAUUGCAAUGUCGUGGUCAUGGCGAGACUCCGUCCGAGGAGCAGACUCGAGCCUUUGUACAACUCUGUAGUAGUUUCAUUGCUCACAAUCCAUUAGAGAUCAUUGGCGUACACUGCACACAUGGUUUCAACAGGACUGGCUUUCUUAUAAUCAGUUACUUAGUGGAGAUAGACAAUACCAGUGUUGAUGCUGGCUUAGCAGAGUUUGCCACUGCAAGACCUCCUGGAAUUUACAAAGCCGAUUAUAUAAAGGAGCUGUAUAAACGGUAUGACGAUGAGGCAGAUGCUCCACCUCCACCUGCGAGACCGGCGUGGUGUCUCGAAUAUGAUGAUUCCAAUAUUCCGGACACAGAUGAAGGACCAAGCAGGGAGAACGAAGAUUGUCAGGAUGAGAAAGGCAAGAGGAAGAGACGUGAAAUUUUUAAUAAAAAUCCAAUUUUUAUGGCUGGCGUACCUGGUGUUACUCCUAUCUUAGAAAAAAAGAAGCUAUUUGGAAUCCAGAGGCGAGUCCAAGACAUCUGCGGAUGGAAGGAUUCAGGAUUUCCUGGUUCUCAGCCUGUAUCCAUGGAUUGUGACAAUAUAAUGCUGUUACAUACAAAGCCAUACAGAGUAUCUUGGAAAGCUGAUGGCACAAGAUACAUGAUGUUAGUACAAGGUGAUGGAGAGAUAUUUUUUAUAGAUAGGGAAAACAGCGUUUUUGAAGUAACUGGACUGACAUUUCCUCAUGUACGAGAAAAUCGAAAUUUGAGAGAUACUCUGAUGGACGGUGAAAUGGUAAUCGACAAAGAUAGGGGCAAAAAUAUUCCUAGAUAUUUAGUUUACGACGUUAUCAUGUACGAUGGACAAGAUGUUAGUAAAUUACCGUUCCAUCCUGAUCGUUACUCCAUUAUCGAAAAUAAAAUAAUUGCUGGUAGACUAAGAGCUAUGAAGGAGGGACGAUUAAUAAAGGAACGGGAACCAUUCUCCGUGCGAUUGAAAUAUUUUUGGGACGUAACACAGAGCAAAAAUCUGUUGGGUGAAAAAUUUGCUAAACAGCUUUCUCACGAACCAGAUGGCUUAAUAUUUCAACCUGCCAAGGAAAAGUACUGCUCGGGAGUGUGCAUCGAAGUUUUAAAAUGGAAACCAUUGUCGUUAAACUCCGUAGAUUUUAAACUGAAAAUCGUUACGGAAUCCGGCAUGGGAAUUCUGCCGCGAAAGAUUGGUCAUCUUUUUGUAGGAGGACUGAAUACGCCGUAUGGCACGAUAAAGAUUACCAAGCAUAUGAGAGAUUUGGACAACGCGAUUGUCGAGUGCAAAUUCGAAAAUGGUCAAUGGGUCUUCAUGCGUCAGCGAAUAGACAAGUCGUUUCCUAAUUCCAUUAAAACUGCCGAGUCUGUGUGCAAAAGCAUCAACAAACCCGUUACGAAGGAACGGCUUUUAGACUAUAUCGAGAAAUACAGAUUUGCACGAGAUGAUUCAGAACUUAUGCCACCACCAAACAAAAAACCUAAUUUACCUUAGAUGGGUUAUAUCAUGUUAUUAUCAUUGAUUGUAAAUGUAUCAAGAUUUUUAUAUCUCUGCAAUGUCGAAGAAUGAAGACUUAGAAUGAUCUAUAUUUAUUUAAUUAGAAUGCGGGGAGUUUAUCAUAGAGAUUUAAAUUAAUUUUAGCUACUUUCAAUCAAUUUGAUUUUUAGGAAUGUUAAAUAGGUUGAAGAUAACGAAGUGCAUGGUAUGAUUUUUGUUAGAGAAUAGAGAAGAAAACGACAUGCAUGUAAGAUCAAUGAAAUAUUUACGAUAAUUCCUAAUUAAUUUUGUGAUAAAUAUACCGUUCUUGAUCAGGAUUAUCUUUUCAUCAGGUUAUUUCAAUUUGUUUCAACGCACAUUUGUAUCACGCAUAUUUUGAAUUAAGACUAUUCAUUGUUGAAUAAAAAGGUUUUGUAAUAAUA